This is a messenger RNA of Lathyrus sativus (Indian pea), 399 nucleotides long. The record is from the annotation of a GenBank genome assembly. NCBI's taxonomy places the organism in Eukaryota, Viridiplantae, Streptophyta, Magnoliopsida, Fabales, Fabaceae.
AUGACGCAGUUUGAAGAAUUGCCCGAGGAAUGCAUAUCCACUAUACUCUCUCGCACUACUCCCGUUGACGCGGGCAGACUCACUCUCGUUUCCAAUACUUUACAUUCUGCUGCCGAUUCUGACGCCGCCUGGAAUCAAUUUCUCCCUUCUGAUUCUCAUUUCAUGGAUUCUAUCGUCUUUAGUUCUCCUUCACUUGCCAACGUUCCUUCCAGAAAGGCUCUCUACUUAGCUCUAUCCGAUCGCCCUAUCAUCAUCGACAAUGGUCUCAAGAGCUUUCAAUUGGAUAGAAAGAGUGGGAAAAUAUGUUACAUGCUAGCGGCUCGAUCUCUUACCAUUGCUUGGGUUGACGAUGAACGCUACUGGAAGUGGAUUUCUAUGCCUAACUCCAGGUUAGCUUAG